This is a messenger RNA of Puccinia graminis f. sp. tritici CRL 75-36-700-3, 745 nucleotides long. RefSeq lists its product as uncharacterized. The transcript has a single exon. The record is from RefSeq and is a predicted model, not a curated record. Bases 137 to 571 code for a protein of 144 amino acids. Lineage: Eukaryota; Fungi; Basidiomycota; Pucciniomycetes; Pucciniales; Pucciniaceae.
UCAGCCUCCUCAAGUAGGACAACGGUCAGCGAACACCUUACGCCAAGUAACACUCCUCAACCAUCACUUCCCCCCAAUUAGCACCACACAGUUCGACUCCUCCCGCAGGCAUUUGUCGACCUGAAACACCAGAAAGAUGAAACUCUCAAUCAUCGCAUACACCGCCGUGCUGACUCUCGUCGGUUUGGCCGUCUCCGACGUCAGCGGACAAGUGACAUGCGAGCUGUGCAAGGAAUUAACUGCUGACCCACACAUAAGCUACCGCCUUAAACCUCAAGCUGCCUGUGGGGAACCCCUUGAUGGAGGCUUGACUUGUCAGAUCCAACGCCCGAAGUUAUACUAUAAGUGUAAGCGAUCCGAGUGUAGAGCGAUCACCUCCAUCAACGCCGUCCCAAAUAAACGCGACUCCGCCACAAUCAGACGCUUGCCUGUCGAAAAUCGACCUUGCUUCCAUGAAAAUAAGAUGGUGUAUAGGGACCCAAAAGUCAAAAGAAAACCUGUUGUGCAAUCAACUCAGAACCCAGUUGUAUUCCAUGACUUCCUUGGGCUAGCAGAUAAUAAUCCUCAUUAGGUAACCAAAGCAGACAUUGUGUUCAGUUAUUAGAAGUUGUGCUUCAUGUCUUCAUAGAAUUGCAAGCCCCUCAAAACCUCUGUUGACAUUUGCAUGUUCAUAUUGUCCUUUCUCUUCUUUGUGUUGAAUUGGGUGAUGAGUAUUUUUUUUGUAGAAAUCCAAGGCUUUGUUGCA